Gossypium arboreum is the source of this 1796-nucleotide messenger RNA. Its product is annotated as NAC domain-containing protein 7-like. Lineage: Eukaryota; Viridiplantae; Streptophyta; Magnoliopsida; Malvales; Malvaceae. The transcript is spliced from 4 exons. The record is from RefSeq and is a predicted model, not a curated record. Gene Ontology annotation, molecular function: DNA binding. The coding region runs from base 407 to 1480 and encodes 357 amino acids. Gene Ontology annotation, biological process: regulation of DNA-templated transcription.
CAUUUCCUUAUUCCCUUUUUCUUUCCCAUUUCCUUCGUUGGGAUCUGAUCUUUCCUCUUCCCCUUCCGACAACUUGUGGGUAGCUUCCUUAUUCUACAAAGAGAUAGGGGUUGGAGGUGUCUCUCAGUUCAAUUCCCGAGGCUCAUAACUUUUUCAUUACACCCACAACUUUCUUGCUUUUCUGUCUUUGGGUGUGUUCUUUUGUCUGGUUCAUAUAUUGUCGCCUCGUAAAAGUUGCAAAAAAGUUCGCGUAAAGUUAAUUUCUUAGCUUUAACAAUCACAUGAUGUUGGUCUUCCGUCAGAUCUCUGAGGAUUAGCCAGUUUUGAGUUGGUUUAGGGUAUUGGGGGUUGCUGUACACGCAAUAUUAGCAAGCUUGUGUCAUCGUUUGAUCGGUCUUGGAACAACAUGAAUAGCUUUUCACACGUUCCCCCAGGAUUUAGGUUCCAUCCUACAGAUGAAGAACUCGUUGAUUACUACCUUAGAAAAAAGGUUGCUUCGAAGAUAGAUUUAGAUGUCAUCAAAGAUGUUGAUCUUUAUAAAAUCGAACCAUGGGACCUGCAAGAAUUGUGCAGAAUAGGAACUGAAGACCAGAAUGAAUGGUACUUCUUUAGCCACAAGGAUAAGAAGUAUCCAACAGGCACUCGCACUAAUAGAGCAACAAAAGUAGGGUUCUGGAAAGCUACUGGAAGAGACAAACCUAUUUACUCCAGGCAGAGCCUUAUUGGCAUGAGGAAAACCCUAGUUUUUUACAAAGGAAGAGCACCCAAUGGACAAAAAUCCGAUUGGAUCAUGCAUGAGUAUCGACUAGAAACAAUUGAAAAUGGAACUCCUCAGGAAGAAGGAUGGGUGGUUUGUAGAGUGUUCAAGAAGCGAAUGACAACGGUGCGAAAAAUGGGUGAAUACGAAUCUUCAUGUUGGUACGAUGGCCAGGUAUCAUUCAUGCAGGAACUCGACUCCCCAAGGCGAAUUCCUCAGCCUUAUGCAUCAUAUUAUCACCGUUAUCCCUGCAAGCCUGAGCCUAAGUUGCAAUAUAAUUCCCCUCAUGACCCUACCUUUCAGCUCCCUCAGCUGGAAAAUCCCAAUGUUCAACAAUAUUCUGCUGCAAGUUUAAGCUGCAACUCAGUUGUUCCUGACGGUAACUACGAUGGGAAAACGGGAAGCACUUUGCAGUCCUCAACCCUCACACAAGAAGAGCACAUGCACCCAACGCAUCAGCAAAGUCUCAAGUCUUUCUAUGACAGCACUACUGAACAAGCAGUGGAUCAAGUGACAGAUUGGCGAGUUCUUGACAAGUUUGUUGCCUCUCAGCUCAGCCAUGAGGAAGCUUCAAAGGAAAACAACUACUGCAAUGCAGACACCAGCUUUUAUGUGGCUGAACAAAUGAAUUUAGCGUCCAAUGAAUCCAAAAGGCCAGAAAUUGCUCAUCAGGAAUAUGCCUCCACAUCCACUUCGAGUUGUCAAAUUGAUCUGUGGAAGUGAAACCAUAUUCCAGCAAUUAGAGCAUAUAUACCAAUUAAUUAUAGGUAGCAAACUUAAAAGAAAAGAAGUCUUUAAUCCAGGUUGCUGUAUAUAAUAAAACUAUAAUGGAAUUUCAUUAGCUAUGGGACUGCUGGUGCCUUUAAUAUGUAUUGAUUUAUACAAGGCAUAUGCAGAUAUUAUUAGAUUGAACAUCAUGCAAGUACAAUAAACUAGUACUUUUAGAUGAUGGACUUUGGUCGAGCGCCCUUUUGGGAUUGACUAGACCUAAUAUCGAAUGUAUUACGCAGCUUAAUAUAUAAUUAUAUGAAGGGUUUCU